Messenger RNA from Pestalotiopsis fici W106-1, 1728 nucleotides. RefSeq lists its product as uncharacterized. NCBI's taxonomy places the organism in Eukaryota, Fungi, Ascomycota, Sordariomycetes, Amphisphaeriales, Sporocadaceae. The transcript is spliced from 4 exons. The record is from RefSeq and is a predicted model, not a curated record. The coding region runs from base 1 to 1728 and encodes 575 amino acids.
AUGGCUAAAAUGGUGCAUCCUUGGGUGAAUCGUGUUUCCAUCCUAGGCCUUUUCCUCUCCCUGGGGAAUGCGUCUGCAGUCUACGCGCCCAGUGCAUCGACCAAGAAUGGCACGUACCUAGGAAAGACCAACGUCCACUACAAUCAAGAUGAGUUCCUGGGCAUUCCGUACGCCCAACCGCCCGUGGGAGAUUUGAGAUUUCGAGCACCUGCCAGCCUCAAUGAGUCCUGGAGUGAUGAACGCAAUGCGACAGAGUACUCUCCGAUUUGUGUUGGUUAUGGUUCUGAUUCCAAUUUCUACGAGUCCUCGGAAGACUGCCUGACGAUCAACAUUGUUCGUCCUGCUGGCGUUCCUUCUGAACCACUUCCAGUAUUGGUUUGGCUUUAUGGUGGAGGAUUCUACGAAGGCGGGACCGUCGAUCCAAGAUACAACCUCUCCCGUCUGGUCCAGAAAUCCGUCGAGGCAAACAAGCCCAUCAUCGGCGUCUCCCUAAACUACCGCCUCUCGGCCUUUGGCUUCCUCUGGAGCGAGGAAGUCAAGGCCAACGGCUCCGCCAACAAUGGUCUGCGCGACCAGCGUCUCGCCCUUCACUGGCUCCAGGACAACGUUGCCGCGUUUGGCGGCGACCCGGACAAGGUGACCCUGUUUGGCGAGAGCGCCGGCGCCAUUGCCAUUGGCCGCCACCUGACGGCCUACGGCGGCCGCGACGAUGGCCUGUUCCGCGCCGUCAUCAUGGAGUCGGGCGGCCCGCUGGAGCGCUGGCCGUAUGCCACGCCCGAUCCCGACGCCUACUCCGAGGAGCUCUACACCAACUUGACCACCAGCACCGGGUGCGCCGCCAAUGCCACUGCCACUGCCAGCCCGUUGGAGUGCCUGCGAAGCCUGCCCUUUGAGAAACUGAACGCGGCGCUCAACAUUACCGACACCUGGAUCUCGGGUACCGGUCUCGGGCCCUGGGUUGCCGUCAUGGACGGUGACUUUCUCCAAGACUACCAAAGCACGCAGAUUGCCGAGGGCCGAUUCGUCCAGGUCCCUGUUCUGUACGGCACCAACACGGACGAGGGCACCGCCAUUGGGCCCGCGGGGAUCAACACGGACGCCGAGUUCCGCGCCGCCAUUGCCGAGGGCGGGCCGGACAAUGACACCAUUGCCAUGGUUGAAGUCCUCUACCCCAACGUACCGGGCAUCGGCAUUCCCGCGGCGCACGCGCUCACGGCCGAAGAGGAGGCCACGUACGGAUCGCAGUGGAAGCGCGUGGCGGCCUUUUUCGGCGACAUGGUCGAGCACAUGCCGCGCCGGACCCUGGUAUCGGCGUGCGCGCGCGCCAACGUGACGGCGUACAGCUACCGCUUCAACAUUGUGCCGGCGGGUGUCUCUGCCGUCAUUGGCGCCACGCACUACCAAGAGGUUGCGUGGGUAUUCAACAAUAUCGAUGGCGCGGGCUACACUACCAACCCGUUCAACGCGAGUCUGGUCGAUCGCGAUGCCUAUGUCGGCGUCUCAACUCUCAUGAGCCGCAUGUGGGCUUCCUUUGCGACUGAUCUUGACCCAAACCACCACGGCCUCACCGGUUAUCCCGUAUGGCCCACGUAUACUCUGGAGGAUGAGGGGAUCGGUGCAAACUUUGUGUUUGAUGCCAAUGUUACCUCAUUUGUUGAAAAGGAUGAUUAUAGAGUCCCCGGCAUGGCUUACAUUGCAAGCAAGGCCAGGGAACAGUGGAAAUUCUGA